Molecule: messenger RNA, 3674 nt
Organism: Tachyglossus aculeatus (Australian echidna)
Lineage: Eukaryota; Metazoa; Chordata; Mammalia; Monotremata; Tachyglossidae
Gene: CTDP1
Product: CTD phosphatase subunit 1
Exons: 13
Coding region: 248-2845 (865 amino acids)
Cellular component (GO): nucleus
Molecular function (GO): RNA polymerase II CTD heptapeptide repeat phosphatase activity
Source: RefSeq, a predicted model, not a curated record
GGAGUGGAAGGUGCGGGCCGGGGCCGCCGUGAGGAUCGGCUCCGUGCUGGCCGUCGGGCUGCCCCUCCCCGCGGGGAACACCACCGGCCCCACGGGGAACGCCACCGGCCCCUCCGGGCCCGGCGGGGAGCGCAGGGUGCGCGCCGAGCGCGCCGGCGUCGUCAGGGAGCUGUGCGCCCAGCCCGGACAGGUCGUCCCGCCCGGCGGGGUGCUGGUGCGAUUGGAAAGCUGUAACCACCCGGUGGUUAUGAAGGGCUUGUGUGCCGAAUGUGGCCAAGACUUGACCCAAUUGCAGAGUAAGAAUGGAAAACAGCACAUGCCCCUGUCCACAGCCACGGUGUCGAUGGUUCACAGUGUGCCUGAGCUGAUGGUCAGCUCCGAGCAAGCGAAGCAGCUGGGGCGAGAGGACCAACAGCGGCUGCACCGGAACAGGAAACUGGUCUUAAUGGUGGAUUUGGACCAGACGCUGAUUCACACCACGGAGCAACACUGCCAGCAGAUGUCCAAUAAGGGCAUAUUCCACUUCCAGUUGGGCCGCGGCGAGCCCAUGCUGCAUACGCGGUUGCGCCCUCACUGCAAGGAGUUCCUCGAAAAGAUCGCCAAGCUGUACGAGCUGCACGUGUUCACUUUCGGGAGCAGGCUGUACGCCCACACCAUCGCAGGCUUUUUGGACCCUGAGAAGAAACUAUUUUCCCAUCGAAUAUUGUCAAGGGAUGAGUGCAUCGACCCGUUUUCUAAAACGGGGAAUCUUAGAAAUCUCUUCCCGUGCGGAGACUCGAUGGUCUGCAUCAUCGAUGACCGAGAAGAUGUCUGGAAGUUUGCGCCCAACUUGAUAACUGUAAAGAAAUACGUGUACUUCCAGGGCAUAGGGGACAUCAAUGCCCCUCCGGGAUCCAGGGAAAUGCAAAUGAAAAAGAAGGCCAGUCACUCCUCCAGAGCAGCCGAGGCCCCGGAGGAGACCGCGUCCCCGAAGGACGCGGAAGAUGAGAGGAGCGCAGCCCGUCCGGAAGAGCAGAGCAAUGGCCUCGGGAAGCCCAGCCGGGAGCUCAACGGCAGCAGGCCUGUCGACGGCGACUCUGCCGGGUGGGGGUCGGGGGCCGGGGCGAGCGACAGAGGCGCCGACCCGGGCGGUGGCUCCUACGACCCGCGGGUGGCCAGGGACCCCCAGGCCUCCUCCGAGACCCAGCCCGCCCAAGGUACCGCCGCAGGCGACCUGGACUUCGAACUGUCCAGCGACAGCGACAGCGAAGCGGACGGGAAGAGAUCGUCGUCCUCGUCGGUCUCCGGUGGAGAGGGCGAGGAGAGGCGGAGAUGGAAGAAGCCCAAGUGCCCCCAGGCCGGGGAGAGCCGGACCCCUGCGGGAGAGGCGCCCAGCGGCCCCUUAGACGCCCAGGGCGUCAGCCCGGUGGUGGGGGAGGCGGGCGAGCGGGACGGCCUCUCCGACCUCGCCAACGGCUGCGCGGACAAGAGGGAGGCCGAGACCGAGUCCCAGAACAGCGAGCAGUCCGGCAUCACGGUCGGCGAGUCUCUGGACCAGAGCAUGGAGGAGAUGGAGGAGGUGGAGGGGGACGAGGAGGACGAGGAAGAGGACGCGGACGCGGACGACCACCUGAUCUACCUCGAGGAGAUCCUCGUCCGGGUGCACACGGAUUACUACGCCAAAUACGACAGGUACCUGAGGCAAGAGAUCCAGGAAGUGCCCGAUAUCCGGAAGAUCGUCCCCGAGCUGAAGAGCAGAGUGCUGGCCGACGUGACCAUAAUAUUCAGCGGGCUGUACCCCACAAACUUCCCCAUGGAGCGGACGCGGGAGCAUUAUCACGCCACAGCCCUGGGAGCCAAGAUCAACAAGAGCCUGAUCCUGAGCGCCGACGACCCCAACAGAGCCACCCACCUGAUCGCAGCUCGGGCCGGCACGGAGAAAGUCCGGCAAGCCCAAGACUGCAAACACCUGCACGUCGUCAACCCCGACUGGCUGUGGAGCUGCCUGGAGCGCUGGGACAAGGUGGAAGAGCAGUUGUUCCCACUCAAGGAGGAUUACGUCAAAACCCAAAGGGAGAACAGCCCCGCGACGUUUCCGGACAUUCAGAGCGCGUUUCAAACGGCCCUGUUCCACCCGACGCCCAUCCACCCCAAGUGCCAGCCGGGGCCCGAGGUUCGGAUUUACGAUCCCAACACGGGGAAGCUCAUCAGGAAGGGCUCUCAGAAUCCGGGGCAGUCCCUGUACAUCCAGCCUCCGGCUCCCCCCCUCACUCUGCCGGUCCACGGGGAACACUCGUCUUUCAGAGUUGUUCAGCCACAUCAACAGCAGCUGUUUGGAGGAGAAGAAGAGCUGCCAGCAAACCAAGACGGAGAGCAGCCCGGCCCGUCCCGACGCAAACGCCAGCCAAGUAUGUCUGAGACCAUGCCGCUCUACACACUUUGUAAGGAGGAUUUAGAGAGUAUGGACAAAGAGGUUGAUGACAUCUUAGGAGAAGGCAGUGACGAGAGUGACAGUGAAAAGAGGAAGCCGGAGGAGGAAGAAGAGGAGGAGGAGGAGAAGGAGGAAGAGGAAGAGAAAAAGGAAGAGGAGGAGGCGACAGCGGUGACCGCGGAGGAAGAGGAGAAGCCGUCAACGAGCGCAACGGAGACGCUAGAAACGAAGACGGAGCCGAGGCCGUGCUCAACGUCUUCCAGCGACCGGAGUCUGACGGGCGGCGUUCCCAGGGGGCACAAGCGGAAGCGGCCCGAGGCGGACGUGGCUAGCGAGUCCAGCAAAGAGUCCAGCAACGAGGACGAGGAGGGGAGCAGCUCGGAGGCGGAUGAGAUGGCGGCGGCCUUGGAGGCAGAACUGAACGACUUUAUGUGAGAGCCCAGGGCCCCUUCGGGAUUCUCCCCCCGUCCCCCACAGGCCUCACACCGGGCCUGGGGCCUCCACACCAGCCCUCGUCCGCCGGUUCCGGGGGUCUCUUCCAGAGCUGGGACACGGGGGAGCUGCCGAUGUUUUAUCCAGGCGCAAAUAGAUCUUUUUGAGGUGUUUUACUGCGGGAAAAAGCCCUCUUUUUAACAUCCAAAGCAUCCCGGGAGCCCGGCGUGGCUGACCGAGGACGUUCGAGGAGCCAGGCGGGCCCCGGACGGGCGGGUCUCGGGCCUGCGGUGGCCCGUUGGCCAGUUUUGGGAAAAGGGGAAGUGGGGCUGCCCUGACAACCACGCGAAUGUGAGAAUCCCACGGUCCCAUUGGAGCUUUCCCGCAGCUCAAGCUGCCGGAGCGCGUGGAUUUGUACAACCUAGAAGAGUUUAUAUUUGUAUAGAAACCGAGAGCCCGGGGGGCAGGGUCGAUCGGCGUCGCCCGUCACCCCGGGGUCACUCGCUUCUUCCCCGAGAGGGCACGGCGGUCGGAUUGCCCAGCAUCCAGUCCCUUCGGGGUCUAGUUGGGUUCCUUAGCAGGUUAUUGUUUAGAUUGCGAACCGGCCUUCUGCCGGACCGGAAACUUGAGGCCGGGGUCCUGGGCGGGUCGGGGCCACGCCGGGGAGCCAGAUGACCCCUGGGUCGUCUGCCAAAAAAACCGAGCGCCAGCUUGUCCGCAACUGGAUGUCAUUUCUUUGGCUGAGAACGGAUGUAAAGUUUUGUAUAUUCUAUUUCCUACUGGACCCACCGAACAGAGAUUUCUUUGAUUUAAUAAAGAUCCGUUUUGUAAA